GUCAUCUGAAGCAAUCGGUCGCUGUACGUGUAUAUAUACCCCUGCGCAUCCGGCAUCUUUGGUCAUUUCGAGCGCUUAUGGUGUAAGGGUAACAUGGUCGCUUCCCACGUUUUCGCGGCGGGAGUGCGCGUUCAUGUGACCUGUAGCGGCCGCCCCGGGUUCGAGUCCCGGUGAGCGCAAGCACCCCUAUGGGGUAGCAUACGAUAAACUUGGAACGAUACAGAGAAGAUUAGCAUUUGCCCCUGCACAAGGACGGAUAUUUGAUCAGAAAAGGCGUUGCUUCGGCAACAAAUAUGUUUUUUUGAUUGGCUCGCUUUUGGUGUCUGUCGAGACACACGUGCACCGUGGGUUGGCUCUCUCGGCGCUUCGAGGAGUCUUUGACCAUGAACACGUGAAAUCACGCAUCACGAAGCGGAGUCGCGUGCGCGUGCACAACUGCACAUAUCCAAAAUUGGGGUUGGCUCGGAGCGACCGACGGUGCCCGCGAUGCGACUCAAUCCACCCUCCCUUGCCAUCACAUCACAUCACAGCCAGCGGGCCCACUCUUUUACCCCAGCAAGUCUUCACGAAGGUCGCCUUUUAUUGUCCACCAUGGUGCGAAGCUCGCCUGCAGCAGCGUUGACGCAAGCUGGGUGCUCCUAUCGCUCCGUCCACAUGCUCAGCGGCCCAAGGCGACUUUCACGAGUACAGCUUGCAGCUCGAGCGGGCACGUCGAAGGAGCCCAGUCUGUCCCGCCAGGGCUGCCCGACCCUCGAGCCUGCUAGAUUCGCUCGCUGGAACACCAUUACCGCAGCUCGAGCCACUCAUGCUUUUGCGCCUUUCAGACCUUCGGCUGCUAGGCUGCUUGCUGGAAAUGGCGAGUCGUCACAAGGAGCCUACGUUGCCAGCAAACAAUCGCCGGAAGAGUACCAUGCAGCCUCGGAUCGCACGUUGAAUGCGCUCAUCGAUCAUUUGGAAGCGUUGACAGAGGAGCAUUCGGGAGUGGCCAACGAGAGGGAAGCCGAAUACUCUGCGUGAGGAUAUGGAACUGCGGGGUGGAGAUGCGGAA
Ceraceosorus guamensis is the source of this 1048-nucleotide messenger RNA. RefSeq lists its product as hypothetical. Bases 487 to 1017 code for a protein of 176 amino acids. The record is from RefSeq and is a predicted model, not a curated record. The transcript is spliced from 3 exons. NCBI's taxonomy places the organism in Eukaryota, Fungi, Basidiomycota, Exobasidiomycetes, Ceraceosorales, Ceraceosoraceae.